This is a messenger RNA of Ectocarpus siliculosus, 4101 nucleotides long. The record is from the annotation of a GenBank genome assembly. Lineage: Eukaryota; Phaeophyceae; Ectocarpales; Ectocarpaceae.
AUGCCUUUUCUCGACGACCCUCACGACCCCGUCAUGAUCGCUCACAGGAUGAUGAAGCGACCAGCGAGCCCCCGCCGCGACUAUCUCAUGCGCUGUGCCGAGCGACAGCUGCUGCCGGUCCCCGUGAUCAACAGAGCCCUCAGAAUCGAUCCGCAACCGGCAAUGGCAGACCCCAUGACGGGCGACGCCGGAGAGGUUCACACGGCUCGUGGAAAACCAGGGGAGGCCGAAGAAACAAACAUCGGAGCGGAGGUCACCCUUUCCGAAUGUACCGACAUCGCCUUUCCGAUCAACGGGGGAGAGGAGGACGACACCAAGAAGGCCAACGUGGAGCUAGUAGACUCUGGCCUUGAUGGGCCGGCCUCUGAGACUCUUCUCGGCGUACUCUUGGAAAGAGCGGGGACUAUCAUCAAGCUCGACCUCAGCGGGAACCGCAUUGGACUACAAGGGGCCAGCGGACUAUCUCGUCUCAUCGCUCACAAGCGAUGCGCUCUGCGCUCUCUGAAGCUAGACGGAAACAAGGCCGGCGACCACGCAGUCAUAACGGUGUUGAAAGCCCUUGCGAGGUACCAGCCGCCCGUAACUCACCUCGGUCUCUCGGACAACGGACUCACACUCAAAGUAAUGCAGGAGUGCGCCGGUCCUCUCCUCACCGGUGGGCUUUCGCUCCUCAGCCUCGACCUGGGUUGGAACCACCUGAACCAGCAAGCAAUCGAGGAGGUGUCGGAUGCUCUGGCGUGGAACAAGUCCGUCACCAAGAUGAACUUGGAGUUUAACAACAGUGGGGAAGGCGUGCAUGCACUCGCAGAGGCCUUGCAGAACAACAAGACCCUCACCAAUCUCAAUCUCACGGCAAACCAUGUUCGAUGGGAGGGUGCAAUCGCGCUGUCAGAGGCUGUGGUUGCAAACACCAAUCUGCGGAAUCUGGUGCUCAGGGACAACCCAAUUGGCACAGCGGCGGGAUUGCAGAUGUCGAUCGCCCUUGCCGAAAAACCUGGCGACCCAUGUCUAGUUGAUAUCAAGGGUUGCACUUGUUUCUCCGACAAGACCGACGUCUGGAGUGGAAUGAAGGCCAGAAAGGGGGCUGCGAGAGCCGCGCGCCUUGCCUUGGUCAGGGCACGAAAUGCAGCGAUACGGGCCAGAAAAAAGCUUAGAGAGAAGGAGAAACGCGACCAAAGCUCUUCGAGGACCGGCGGGAAGAAAUCAGGGGCUGAACUAGACAGCACCGGCGCCAGCAAAGGUGCCCCUCAACCUCCCAAGAACGUCCCGCCACCCCUUCCACCACCCACACGGCCCGAUGAACAUCUCUACUGGCUGGAUCUCACCGUUGACAGAAAAUGGGAUUUGCGGCUGAACAGGCCGUUCGACAGGGCAGUCGGGAGAGAGGUCCUGAGGACAUUCAACUUCUCCAGUGGGGGUAGCUUGGCGGGCAUACUCCGAGUACCGGGUGGAGCACCGCGACAAGUGACGUUUAGGCGCCGAGAAAAACUACAACCGGCCCCUGGAGAUGCGACAGGGAACGGUCUAUCGUCACGUCGAGGACGCAAGUCCGGGGUAGUCGGAGAUGGGAGGGGGCCAGCAGUUGGCAGAGGAAAGGCCAUCAGCAACGUCGCGGUAUCCAAGGGGAGGGGCAAGGGAAAGGCCGGAGGGGGGACGGCCCGCCAAAGGGAGGCCGACCAUCCGCUAGCUAAAUGGUUGAACGAGUGGACUGAACGGAAGGAAAGGGGGUGGGAAGGCGAUGUUCCUCCAGUCCAAGGGCUUACUGUGCGGGAAGAGGUUAACAAGCUCUUGGCUCAGCUGCCGGCGGAAGGAACGAUCAAGCUUGCCUACAAGGCGGGAACACUCCUGUCCGCCAAGCGCUCCCUCCUUGUCAUGGCACCUGGACCGGUCAAGACCACCAACACCUUCGAACAGCAACGUCGUGGUUCGGCCGCCAACAAAGUGUUGCUACUACCAGGCAGCGGUUCAGACGGACGAUACAGCACGGGGGGAGGGUUAGUAGCGCAAGGGAUAGAGGAUUCCCGACCAGUGGCUACUGAGGGAGGUAGAGGACGUUGUACGAACAGCGCUGGCGGUGGCACUGGCUUGGGUGACGAGGAGCGAAGGACACAAGGAAUGCCCGCAACGGCAAUAGAAACCAAGACAACAACGAUAACGCUCUGCAGGGCUGCUGAUCGGGCAUUUGAGUCGGUGAUUUACAUGCUCAGGUCUCUCGGGUCACCGAUACAGAUGUGUGAAAUGGUGGAGUGCCUGUCAAGACGGACAUGGUUAUCCGACAACCAGCUGUAUUCGCUCUUGGACGCUUUCUCGGAUGAGCCGAGAAUGUCGGAACCCCGAUGCAGAGUGUUCCUAGCCCUCCUGCCCAACAUCCGACACAACACCCUCAAGGCCCUAGGACAGCAUCUCUCUCAGCGCGUGAAGCGUCUCCAGGGCAUCCCGCCGCCAGAUUUUUCCGCAGGUGCCCCGAAAAGGGUCACCGCUGGUGCAGCCGCUCGAGCGAGAGCAGCCGCGGCGGCGACGCAGAGGGAAGACACCGGGGGACCGCCGCUUAUGCGAUGGGAAAGAGAUGCCGCCAUGGCGAGGAUGGACGAAGAGAGAAAGGAACAAGCAGAGGCUGAGGAAGCUGCGCGGCGGGCCAAGAUCUUGGACGACGGCUGGAAGGGAGGCCCCUUCUUGGAUGGUUUGGGUAGUGACUUCGUUGGUGUUCUCGCGGGGUGCUCGGCGUCGACGUUUCGAAGGUUUGGUCUCGAGGGCCGCCUGACACCGUUGGAAGAAGAGCGGCUCGGUAGCGUGGUCGAGGGCUCCUCCGCUUACUUCAACCCGUUCGCCCCGCAGGGUCAUUACAAUUUGGACAUGACCCUGCCUAGUGACAGGGAGGUGUUCCGCGCCCUUCUCGGUCUAGAUAAGGUCAACCGUGCGCACGUGGGAAUGAAAGGACUUCUGGACCCGUCACAGCACGGCAAUAGCCACCACCUGCGCAACUUCAGGCUGGGCGGCGGGAGGCCGGUCAAAUUUGGUCUUCUCUCCCGCAGGGCGCGAACCAAGCUGAACAAACGCGGGGCUAAGAAAACCAAGAAGAAAGCGGCAAAACAAGCGAAAGAGCCGGCCAAGGCUAAGAAAAUGACGAACAAAGCAGCCGCGGGCAAGACUAAGGCGGGGAACGCUAAGACAAGCAGCCGCGGCAUCAAUAAUGCACGAGGCGCAAAAGGGACAGCCCCUCAAACAGAGAAAAGACUUCCACGCGAGAGUGUCAAGCCAGCAGGCUCAGGGACUCCUGGAGGGUCCGUCAAGCGUUUCCCCACGAUGCCAACAGCAUCACGAAUUUCGUUCGACUUCUUGCACUACAUCCGACCAUCCCCCGGCGCAACGUCGACCCCCAAGGAGAGUUUCGACCAGCUGGUACAAUUUUUAUCAAACUGGAUGUCGUGUGGCAACGCGAACGGUGGCAAUGGCGCAGACGACAACGACAACGACAAAGUUAAUGGUGGCAGCGCUGUUGAUGUAAACUCCAGUAAUGGCGGCGGCGGCGACGCAGAUACAAAUGAUGAUGGGCAUGAUGACGGCGGCGCCGUGAAGAGGAAAAAGGGACGGUUGUUCGUAAACUUCCUCCGAAACCUGUGCCAUGUGUUCUACUUCAAUUGCAACCAGGUGGUCGACCUCCUGCGGGUAUUCCCGGGAGAAGACGACGAGCACGAACCAGCAAAGGAAAAUGGCAACGAAGCGGGGACGGGAAAGGAAGCAGGGAGCUCGUGUCGUGAGGAGGUCUUCGUCGCCGUGGUCUGCAGGAUAACAGACGAAAGCAACCUGGACCUAUGCCUAGGGGUGCUAACGGAUCGCGAGGUAUCGAGAUGCGAAGCGCGACUAGGUCCUGUUGCUCUCUUCAUGCCCACGCAGCCUGAUGGGGAGUACAAACUGGACCUCAGGGCAUUUGGGGAUCGCCAAAUCGCGACUCUUCUGCUUGGUGAGGUACACCCAUACUUAUUCUGCUUCGGCAAAUGCGGACGCACGCUCGACGUUAACGCGACAACGCUGCCGACCAACCCAAUGGCGGCGACAUGCAUGCCUAACUUGGAAAUGACCUUUGAACCUGUCUUCGUUUGA